This is a messenger RNA of Branchiostoma floridae (Florida lancelet), 1729 nucleotides long. RefSeq names its product m7GpppX diphosphatase-like. Gene Ontology annotation, biological process: deadenylation-dependent decapping of nuclear-transcribed mRNA. Gene Ontology annotation, cellular component: P-body; nucleus. Lineage: Eukaryota; Metazoa; Chordata; Leptocardii; Amphioxiformes; Branchiostomatidae. Gene Ontology annotation, molecular function: hydrolase activity; RNA 7-methylguanosine cap binding. The transcript is spliced from 7 exons. The coding region runs from base 100 to 1533 and encodes 477 amino acids. The record is from RefSeq and is a predicted model, not a curated record.
AACACUCCAGGAAUGUAAACAAUGUGACCCGGAAGUAAACUCCCAAACACAUGGUCUUCUGUCUCAUUGUGUCAGCUGAGUGGAACUGUUGUAUCGAAUAUGGCCACUGCCGAUAAAAUUGAUCAAGAAGUUGGAAAGGUGUUAGCAAAAGCAUGCAUCACCAAGGAUAUGCUGGAACAGGACCCCUGUCACUUGCCAAGGCUGAAACCUACUGAUUUCACGAAAGGCCUGGUUGUGGAGCUGCGUAAAGCACACGGUGUCUCUUCUAUGCACCUGGCUAUGCAGCUGAAGUACCUUGCACCAUUGGAAUUAGUAGCCGACAUUGAAAAGUGCAAUGAAAAAUCACUUCAGAACAAAGCAAACUCUGUUUGGGAGGAGUAUCAAAAGCUGAGCAAAAAUGCUAAGAAACAUGUUAUGUCAGACUUCUUGAAAGCAGAGUUUCAACUUCCAAAGCCAAGGUCUGCAACAAAAGCCUGCAAGUUAUGCAAGAGAAAGUUUGAUGAGGAAGAGCAGAGAGAGUCAGAAACCAACAUGGCUGAAAAGAGAAGGGCAGAUGAUGCAGAACCUAUCACAGCACAGGAGCCCAAAAAGGCUAAGAGUGAUGGCACGACACAAGACGACCCACACUGGGCUACGCCUCUCUCCAGUUUCCAAGACUUCGAAAUGAUAAAAAUCUUGAACGACCACCCCAAGAAUAAGAGUGUGUUCGUCCAUGGAAAGUUCAAGGGUCACGAGGAAGAAGCUGUGGUGAUCUUGGAGAAGACGCCCUUCAGUGAGGAGACCCUACCAAUCGCUCUGUCAGGGGAGACAAAGCUAAAAGUGGGUCUUAAGAACGACAUCUAUGGGAACUAUCAUGGAACCCCUCCUGCCCAAGUCAAUGGUAUUAAGGUGUCUGUCGUGUAUCCGGCUACUCACAAACACCUGGUGAAGUACAGUCAGCAGGAGACGUACCUGGUUCAGGAGACGGAAGACGACUACAAGAAGAUCACUCUGCCGUUCUUAGAGGCGGAGGCAUUCAGGAUACAGUGGGUAUACAACAUCCUGGAGCACAAGACAGAGUCAGAGAGGAUUGUGUACGAGGAUCCUGACAAGGAGACGGGCUUCAUUCUGCUGCCUGACAUGAAGUGGGAUCUUAAACAGGUGAAUGACUUAUACCUCAUAGCCAUAGUCCACAAGCACGGCAUACGGUCACUACGAGACCUCACAGCUGAACACCUUCCGCUGCUGCACAACAUUCUCAAGAAAGGACAGCAAGCCAUCCAGGAGAAAUUCGACAUCCCUCCAUGUAAGCUGAGAAUCUACCUCCACUACCAACCCUCCUACUACCACCUGCACAUACACUUCACGCACCUGAACUUUGACGCACCUGGCUCAGGUGUGGAGCGUGCCCACCUGCUGACAGAUGUAAUUGAACACCUGGAGAUGAUGACGGACUACUACUCCAAGAAGACGCUGUCAUUUUGUCUCCGGGAAAACGACCAACUUUUGGCAGAGUUCAGGAAGGCUGGAAGAGUGCCUGAAAAAUCUGUUUAAAUGUUCACAUACACUAGCCAAGACCUUUAUACAUUUCUUGUGUUGUACAUGUAUUUGAAAUGGACCAAAUUUGUAGUGUAAUUUUAAUCUACUGAUGAAGAAUUUGGGUAAAAGUUGUUUGACCUCGUCAAAUUGAUGCUUUUAUGACAAGUCUAGACUUGAAUGGUAAUUUUAGCAUAUAGAAAUGAAAGUUUAU